GCGGCAGCAUGGGGAAGCAGAAGAAGGCGCGGAAGUACGCGGUCAUGAAGCGGAUGAUCAGUCUCCGGGACGAGCGCAUUAACGAGAAGGAGCGGAAGAAAGCCCCCGUGAAGAAGAAGGAGGACCCGAGCGCCAUCAAGGAACGGGAAGUCCCCCAGCAUCCCUCAUGCUUGUUCUUCCAGUAUAAUACACAGUUGGGGCCCCCUUAUCACAUCCUGGUUGACACUAAUUUCAUCAAUUUCUCCAUCAAGGCCAAGCUGGACCUAGUUCAGUCAAUGAUGGACUGUCUUUAUGCCAAGUGUAUUCCAUGUAUCACAGAUUGUGUAAUGGGUGAAAUUGAGAAGUUAGGACAAAAGUACCGUGUGGCAUUAAGAAUUGCCAAGGACCCUCGCUUUGAACGCUUGCCGUGUAUGCACAAAGGAACCUAUGCAGAUGACUGCUUGGUGCAAAGAGUCACUCAGCACAAAUGUUACAUUGUGGCAACAGUGGAUAAAGAGCUCAAGCGGAGAAUACGAAAAAUCCCAGGAGUGCCUAUAAUGUAUAUUUCCAGGCACAGAUACAAUAUUGAGAGGAUGCCAGAUGAUUAUGGAGCUCCUCGAUUCUAACCUGUCCAGCCAAGCCAUCAAUGCCAGGACUCUGAGCCAGGAUAAGGCUCUUUCUGGUUCCAACCCUCUGCUCAUAGGACUGGGGGUGACAUGGACUGGCUUUCAUACCUGUGGUCUUCUAAGGAAAAGAUACUUGGAACAGUCUUUUUAUUCAUCCUCAUUCUGACUUGGCCUGAUUACCUAUAGUUUUGAGAAGCAUAUAGGAAAAAGAAGAUGGCAGUGCCCAGAACAUGCCUCACUCCCUCUUUACUGGGAUCAUUGUAAAAAGUAAUUUCAUCACUCUGAAUUAAAUACUGGUGAUCCAGCUCUGACUGACAAUGAAACCACAGAAAUUUUAGAAGUUUCUUACUGCUGCAUCUGCAGCAGGACAAGAAUUCCUCUGGGAAACUCUCCCACACCUGGAAUGUGUGAGGGAACUGGAAUCCAUGUUCUGGAGAAAAGCCAUCAAAUCUGCACUACUUGAUGUGCCUUCUGUGGCCCAGUGGUCUGGAAGAUUUUAAUUUGGAACUGAAGGGCUUUUAUUCAGCUGUACAAUGAAGUAAGUUUGCUUA
Indicator indicator is the source of this 1156-nucleotide messenger RNA. RefSeq names its product FCF1 rRNA-processing protein (gene FCF1). The transcript has 8 exons. Bases 9 to 605 code for a protein of 198 amino acids. Lineage: Eukaryota; Metazoa; Chordata; Aves; Piciformes; Indicatoridae. Gene Ontology annotation, cellular component: small-subunit processome; nucleolus. The record is from RefSeq and is a predicted model, not a curated record.